Papaver somniferum (opium poppy) is the source of this 3300-nucleotide messenger RNA. RefSeq lists its product as uncharacterized. Bases 1 to 3300 code for a protein of 1099 amino acids. The record is from RefSeq and is a predicted model, not a curated record. Lineage: Eukaryota; Viridiplantae; Streptophyta; Magnoliopsida; Ranunculales; Papaveraceae. The transcript has 6 exons. Gene Ontology annotation, molecular function: nucleic acid binding; RNA-DNA hybrid ribonuclease activity.
AUGCGGGUGUUGUUUUGGAAUAUCAAUGGAGUUGCACGUGAUGUAGCUCAAGAUAAACUAAAGGAGUUGAUUAGAGAGUUUAAACCAGAUAUUUUUGGUAUUGCUAAACCAAAAGUUCCCUGUUCUGCUGGGUUCAGAUAUGGUUUGCUAAGAGAAGGUUAUUUUUCUCAUGUUAUUAAUAAUGCUUCUUCUUCUAGUAUUGCUAAUAUUUGGGUUUGUUAUUCAAAUACUCUAAAUAUUUCAAUUGUUAAUGUCAGUAAGCAGGCAAUAACAGUUGAGGUGGAUGGUGUACAUGUUUCUUUUGUCCAUGCUAGCUAUAUUCAGGUUACUAGGAGGAGUCUUUGGCAGCAUCUUGUUAGUUCUGGUGAUGGUAUUCCUUGGUUAGUCAUUGGGGAUUUUAACUGUAUUCUUCGUUUGGAUGAGAAGAAGGGUGGUCUUGAACCUAGAACCUCAGCUAUUAAUGAGUUUUCAGAUUGGUUGGAUGACAACAAUCUCUUUGAAGCGGAUGCUUUGGGAAGUAAGUUCACUUGGACGAAUAGACAAUCAGACCCAAAAGAGCUUCUUUUCGAGUUCAAAAGAUGUGGUUCUUACAUUCUGAUUUCCUUCGUAUGGUUAAAGCAGAAUCAGUUGAGGUUUGAGGCAGCUGCUCUUCUUUCUGAUGAAAACCCGGAUGACAUUACAAAGUUAAAUAUUAUGAAGGAUGCUAUGGCUAAACUUAAUGAUACUCGUGCUCAGUUGAGUACUAUGCUUAAGCAGAAAUCUAGAAAUAAAAAUCAUGUUGUGCACUAUUAUGAGGAUAAGUUUAAUGGGCCGGAGUUGGAGAUUGAUCCUAUUUUAUUUGACUAUAGUCAUAUUAGCAUCUCGGAGGAGGAAAGUUUAGCCAUGGACAGAAUUCCAUCUUCUGAGGAGAUUAAACAAGCAGUUUUUGAUCUAGGGGCAGACAGUGCUCCAGGGACGGAUGGGUUUUCUGGAUGUUUCUAUAGACACUGCUGGGAUAUUAUUCAAGAUGACUUAUUAAGAGCCGUUAUUUAUUGCUGGAAUUCUGGUCAUAUCCCAAAUGGGGUAAAUUCUAUCCUAAUUGUCUUGAUUCCCAAGGUAAGAGGUGCUAAUUCUCUUCGUAAUUUUCGUCCUAUUGGUCUCAGUAAUUUUUUCUUCAAAAUCUUUACUAAGAUCUUAGCUACUAGACUGGGGAGCGUUUUAGAUAAACUUAUUUCUGAAGAACAGGUGGAUUUCAUGAAAGGGCGUAACAUCCAUGAAAACAUUAGUUUUGCUUCUGAAUUGAUUAAUGAGCUUCAUAUCAAUCGUAAGGAUGGUAAUUUGGGCCUUAAGCUUGAUAUUUCACAAGCUUUUGACACGGUCAGUUGGUCUUUUGUCUUGGAGGUUUUUCGUAGGUAUGGUUUCUCGGAGCAUUGGUGCACUUGGAUUUCUCAUAUCUUCAAUUCUGCUAGAAUCUCUAUUCUCUUGAAUGGAAGUCCGGAGGGUUUUUUCAAGAUAAAUAGAGGUUUACGUCAGGGAAAUCCUCUUUCUCCCUUGAUCUUUGUUUUGAUGGAGGAUGUCCUUAGCAGAAAUAUCACAAAGCUUUUUGCAGAGAAGAGGAUGUCUUACAUGUGUGCUUCGGGUCAAUCUGUUUGUCGCCAAAAGAGUAAAAUUUAUUAUGGUGGUGGUUCGUUGAGUAGACGUAAUUAUCUUGUUGAUUAUUUGGGUAUGAGUGUAGCUACUUUCCCUGAUCGUUAUUUGGGUGUUCAAAUAAUGCCUGGUGCUGUGAGGUAUCAUCAUAUUGCUAAUGUGGUUGAGAAGAUUAAAACCCAUCUUGCUGGUUGGAAGGGUUUUCUUUUGUCUUUUCAUGACCGUAUUGUGCUUGUUAAAUCAGUUAUUUCGAGUUAUUCCAUCCAUAAUAUGGCUAUUUAUAAGUGGCCUAGCAAGUUCAUUGUGCAAUGUGAGCGUGCAAUUAGGAAUUUUAUUUGGUCUGGUGACUCUAAUGUCAGUCGUGUUGUUGUGGUGGCGUAUGAUAAAAUCUGUUUCCAUUUUGAGGAGGGGGGUUUGGGUUUAUCUCGUAUGGCUACUAUGAAUUCUGCAAUGUUGAUGAAGUUAUGGUGGAAGAUCAGUACUUCUAAGAAGAAUUGGGCAGGUUAUCUUAAGGCUAAGUUUUUUAGUCGAAGAGGUUACAUUAAGACUUAUGGGGUGAAGUCUACCAUUCUUCCAGGCAUUAAAAGGGUUUAUAAAUAUGUGGAGGCUAACACUAAAGUUCUUCUUGGUGAUGGCAGGUCUACUUCUCUCUAUUAUGAUGUUUGGUAUGGAGAAAAAUGUUUUGCAGAGAUAUUGAAUGAUUUUACUCUUGACAUAUUGGUUUUGGUGAGUGAUUGUUAUAGGGAUAACAAAUGGGUUUUUCCUGAAAAUCACUUGAACUGUUUACUCGCGGCUGGUGUGGAUAUGCAUAAUCUUCCUUUGCCAAAUGGGGGUGAAGAUAAGAGAGUUUGGAUGCCAAAAUUUUCAGGUGAUUUUUCGGUAAGCUCUGCCAAGGAGCUUAUUCGUCAGAAACAUGGUAGCUUCAAUGCAGCAUCUAUGCUGUGGAGGAAGGAAAUUCACCCUAAACUUGCGGCUCAAAACUGGAAAUUCAUUCGUUGUGCUUCUCGUGCGUGGUCUUGGAUUUCUGGUAUCUUUGGUAUGACAGCAAACUUCAACAUUGUGGAUUCUUUCAAGGCAGCUAAGGGAAGAAGUACAAUUGUCCGUGACUUGUGGAUGGUGGAGAACUUAGUAAUCAGGUCAGAACUAUGGGCUAUGCGCAACAAAUUCAUUUUUGAGAAGCACAAACCGAGCUGGGGUCUUUUUUCUAAAAGAGUGCUGAAGCUAAUACAAGAAUAUUCAGUCCGUCUAAAAGGGUUUAUGCGCAACAGUGUGGAUGAUAUGGUGCUGUUGGAUUACUUCCGUGUGGUUCAUAGAAGUGUUAGACAUCAGCAGCCUAUUGAAGUGUUAUGGCAGCCUCCGGAACUUAAUGAGAUUCUAAUUUGUUGUGAUGGAGCAGCGCGUGGAAAUCUAGGCAUUGCGGGAGCAGGAGUGGUGGAAAGAGACUCUAGUUGUGCAGUUCUUGGUGCUUUGAGUAUUGGUCUUGGAGUUACUACAAACUAUUUGGCGGAACUCUAUGCAAUUAUAAUUGGUAUGGAAUGGGCAAUGCAAUGGAAUUAUGAUCGUAUUUGUGUGCAAUAUGAUUCAUAUGGAGUAGUUCAAGCUUUACAAAGCUCUUCUAUUCCUUGGUUUGCAAGAGCAAGAUGGGGGCGGUAUGCAAUCAUUAUAUUUCUAUAA